GUUUGUGGGUUUGAGGGCCGGCGAGGGGCUCUGUGCCGACAGCUCAGAGCCUGGAGGCCGCUUUGGAGUCCGUGUCUCCCUCUCUCUCUCUGCCCCUCCCCCAUUCGCACAUGCAUGCUCUCUCUCUCUCAAAAAUAAGUAAUAUUAAAAUCAUUUUUUAAAUGAGGGUCAUAUUUAUAGGAUAAUGGAAUAGAUUUUGUUUUAUGAAAAUGUUUUUUUUAACCCUGCUUAUAUUACCUUUUCUUGCUUUGGCAAGGACUGGUGAAACCUUCACCACAGACCAGCAGCAGUCUGAAGGCCACUGUUUAGAAACCUCAGGAGACUUGUUUUGUAAGGCCCCUUCUGGCUCAGACAUUCUAGGAUUAAAAUAAGGAUCAUUAGGACCUACGUUCCCUCUCGGUGUGUCAGUCCUCAAGAUAGCUAUUUGGAUGCCGAGAACGGCCCUUCUGCACAAGCACCAUGAGCUCCAGUAUUGGUGCCCUACCUGGCCUCACUCUUUGAUUUUUUCAAAUUUCUCUCUCCUUCUUACCCUGCUUGCCAAACUCCCACAUCAUCUCACCCCAACAAGCACACACGUACACCAAUUCAUCAAAAUCACGUAGGGAAAUCAGGGAAUGCUUUUUAAGGAUUUCAUUAAUGGCUCAAUGACUUAUAGUUUGAUUUGUAUAUUUAACAUUCAUGAAAACAUUCUUAAGCCAAAGGAUUGCAUCUUUAGUGGUCAUUUCCCACACAACGUAGAGAAAUCCAAAUUUUUUAAGUUCAGUAGGUAACUUACUAACUGCUAGUAGUCUAAAUCUUCUCCCGGAGUGAAGAGGAAGAAGGCUGCCAUAAAAUUGUCCACACCCAGGGAUCCUGUAAGCUCACCCUUUAGACCCUACUGUAAAAAUACACUUGACUAACGGUGCCUGGGUGGCUCAGUCGGUUAAGCGUCCGACUUCAGCCCAGGUCGUGAUCUCACAGUUUGUGAGUUUGAGCCCUGCUUGGGGCUCUGUGCUGACACCCUGGAGCCUGCUUCGGAGUGUGUGUGUGUGUGUGUGUGUCUGAUUCUCCGCUGCUUGCACUCUGUCUCUCAAAAAUAAAUAAAUAUUUUAAAAAAAUUUUUUUUAAAUACACUUGACUAGAAGCACUAAAUUCUACGACAUUGAGACAAUGGAGCUGCGGGGAGAGGAAGUAGAGGCAGAGGCCCGCCCCAGAGUGGGAGGGGCGAAGGAGAGGUCCGGGGCACAGCCCCCGCCCCACCCCGCGGCGAGCUGGCCCCGCCCCUCGCACGAGCCCCUUUUUAAAACGCGCGGGCGCGCCUUGCGCAGGCGCGGUGCCACUUAAACCUUAGUCGGGCCUGCGCCUCGGUGGUAGGAUGGCGGAAUUGGUCUCUUUUACGGUUCCCACCGAGAGUGACAAAACCUUGCUGGUGUGGGAGCUGAGUUCUGGACCCACGGCCGAGGCCUUGCAUCAUUCUCUGUUCGCAGUAUUCUCCCAGUUUGGCCUUCUGUAUUCGGUCCGAGUCUUCCCAAACGCUGCAGUGGCCCGUCCUGGUUUCUACGCCAUCAUCAAGUUUUACUCAGCAAGGGAUGCUCACAGAGCCCAAAAGGCAUGCGACCAGAAGCAGCUUUUUCAGAAUUCUCCCGUGAAGGUUCGUCUUGGCACCAAACAUAAGGCGGUUCAACAUCAGGCCCUUGCCCUAAACAGCUCCCAGUGCCAAGAACUGGCAAAUUAUUACUUUGGUUUCAAUGGAUGGUCAAAAAGGAUCAUCAAGCUUCAGGAUCUUUCUGACCUUGAAGAAAGGGCAAAUGAAGAUACUGUGCCACCACUUCAGAAGCAGAGCCUGAAAUUCUUCUGUGCUUUAGAGGUGGUGUUGCCAUCCUAUGAGUGCUGGAGUCCCGGCGCUGGCAUGGCCGAGGAGCCUUUGGAUAACCUGGAGGAAGGGCCAUUAUCAUUUCUUAUGAAAAGGCGGACAAUCCAGAAGCUUGCUAUUCAGAAGGCUGUGUCAGAUGCAUUCCAGAAACUGUUGAUUGUGAUUUUAGAAAGUGGUAAAAUAGCUGUGGAAUACAGACCCUGUGAAGAGAUCACAGAUGCCAGUACUGAAGACGAGCUACAGGAUUUAAUUCAAGUACUUACACCCCUAGCUGAGCCGGUGGGCUUUAAUUACCUGGGGUCCUCUGCUCCAGCCCAGAUGUUGGCCCCGCCUGAGGAGUUGACUGAAACUUUGCUUCCAUUCCUGGACACGGAUUCCGUUGGAGAACUACCCCCAGGGACAGAUGAGGAUCUGAAUGACCAGCUAACCCAGCAUCAAAGGCUCCCAGAGGUGGUUCCAAUGCCAGGUUGGGAUUAUUUAAUGUUUCCCAGGGUUACAGAUAAGCCUUUAGAUGUGGAACUUACCACAACUCCAGGGCCUGAUAAAGGUGUUGAAUCUUCUAUAGCCCAGCAAGAGGCCCCACCUCAGCCUCUUGAACAUACUGAGGAAACAGAACUUUCUCUAACCCAGCAAGAGACCUCGGGUAAGCCUCCAGAGGAGGUUGAGCCUUCAAGUGAGCAGGAGACCCCAGGGCAGCCUUCCGAGCCUCCUGGGGUGAUUGAUCCUUCUCUAAGGCAGCAGGAGACCCCAGCUCAGCCUUCAGUGCCUCCUGAGGAAGCUAAGCCUUCUCUAAGCAAACAGGAACCCCCAGCUCAGCUUCCAGAGGCCCAGGAAGAGGGUGAACCUUCCCCUCUCCAGGAGGAGGGCCAGGGUCAGCACCCACAGGCCUCUGAGGGGAGUGAACCACCUACAACCCAGGAGGAGUCCCCAGCUCAGCAUCCACAGACCCCUGAGGAGGUUGAACCUUCUUCAACCCAGCAGGAGGCUCCAGCUCAGUAUCCUCAGGCAUCAGAGGAGGGUGAGCCUUUUCCAACCCAACCAGAGACCCCAACUCAGUAUCCAGAGCCCCUUGAGGGGACUGAACCUUCUCCAGCCCAGUCAGAGGCCACAACUCAGCAUCCAAAUCCCCUUGGGGAAGUUAAACCUGCAACCUAUCAGGAGGCCCCAAGUCAGCAUCCACAGACCUCUGAGGAAAUUAACCGUUCUGCCACUCAACAGGAAGCCACAGCUCAACAUCCAGAGCCUUCUGGUGAACCUUCUCCAACCCAACAGGAGGCCCCAGCUCACUCUCCAGAACAUCGGGUGGUAACAGUUUUUCCUCAAGGUCAGAAUCAAGCUCAGCUCCUGCUGUUGCCUAAUGUCACUGUUAAACCUGUGGAUCCUUCAGUUACCAUGACCUCAGAAUCCACUAAUGAGGUUGAAGCUUCUCCACUCCGAGAAGAGGCCUCAGCUCAGUCUGGAGUGUCCCCUGAGCAGUUGGAACCUUCUCCAAUCCAGCAGGAGGUCCCACAUCAGCAUCCAGCUGCCCCUGAAAAUGCUGAGCCUUCUCCAAUCCAGCAGGGAGUCUCCACUAUGCCUGAAGAUCUUCCUGAGGAAAUUGAACUUUCUCCAAGCCAGCAGGAGAGCUCCGCUCUGCCUCAAGUGCCUGUUGCAAGGAUAGAACCUUCUCCAAUCCAGCAAGAGGUCCCAGCUCAGCAACCAAAGCCCAAUGAGGGGGUCGAGUCUUUUCCAGUUCAGUAUGAGCAUCCAGCUCAGCCUCCAGGGUCCUCUACAGAUGUUGUAGCUCAGUCUCCAGUACAGCAUGAGGUGACAUUCUCACCUCCAGGUCCAGGUGAAGCUCAGCAUCCAGUGUUGCCUAAUAUCACAGUUAAACCUGUGGAUCUGAGGGUUCUCAUAAGUCCCCAGGCAACUAAGGAGGUUAAACCUCUUCCAGUGCAGCAGGAUGUCCCUGCUCAAUCUCCCCCUGAGCAAGUUGAAUUUUCUCCAGCUCAGUCCAAGCGUCUUUCCCAGUCUCCAGAGUCCCCUGAAGAUGAGUCUUCUCCAGGCCAACAAGAGGUCCUAGCUCAGACUCCAGACCCUCCUAAGGAUGUGGAACCUGCUUCAGGCCAACAGGAGGCCCCAGCUCAGCCUUCAGAGCCUCCUGAGAAGGUGGCACCAUCUCCAGUCCAGCAGGAAACCCUAUCUCUACCUCUCGAGCCACUUAAGGAGAUAGAAUCUUCUCUAACACAACAGGAGGUACAAGCUCAGCCUUCAGAGGCCCCUGAGAAGGUAGAACCAUCUCCAAUUCUGCAGCAGGCUCCAACUCAACCUCCCGAGCCCUCUAAGGAGGCAGAAACUCCUCCAGCCCAGCAGGAGGCCCCAGUUCAGCCUCCAGAGCCACCUGAGGAGGUUGUAGCACAACCUCCAGUCCAUAAUGAGGUGACAGUUCCACCUCUAGGACAAGAGCAAGCUCAGCAUCCAAACUUGCCCAAUGUUACUGUUCAGCCUGCUGACCUGGAGCUUACUGUAACUCCAGAACCUACUGUGGAGGCUGAGCAUUCUACAAUCAUGCAGCAGACUAUAGCUCCUCCAGAGGACACUGAGGUGACACCUGCCCAUCCAGAGCAGGUCCAGGCUCAGCAUCCAAAUUUGACUGAAGUCAGAGUUCAGCCUUUAGACCUGGAACUGACCAUAACUCCAGAACCCACUACAGAGGCUGAACAUUCUACACCCAUGAAGGAGACUACAGCUCCUCCUCCAAAGGACCUUGAGGUGACACUUGCACAUCCAGAGCAGGUUCAGAGUCAGCAUCCAAACCUGACUGAAGUCACAGUUCCACCUAUGGACCUGGAACUUACUGUAACUGCAGGAUCCAGUGUGGAGACUGAACCUUCUCCAACCACGCGAGACACCCCAGGUCAGCCUGCAGAGCCACCUAAGGAGGUUGUAGUUCAAUUUCCAUUCCAGCAGGAAGUGACAGUUCCAACUCCAAGUAAGGAUCAAGGUCAGCAUCCAGCAUCACCCAUCAUCCCAUUUCGUCAUGUGGAGCUUACUAUAACUCCAGAACCUAUUACGGAGGCUGAACAUUCGACAACCCUGAAGAAGACUACAACUCCUCCCCCAAAGGACCUUGAGGUGACACUUGCACACCCAGAGCAGGUUCAGAGUCAGCAUCCAAACCUGACUGAAGUCACAGUUCCACCUAUGGACCUGGAACUUACUGUAACUGCAGGAUCCAGUGUGGAGACUGAACCUUCUCCAACCACGCGAGACACCCCAACUCAGCCUCCAGAGGCACCUAAGGAGGUUGUAGUUCAAUAUCCAUUCCAGCAGGAAGUGACAGUUCCAACUCCAAGUAAGGAUCAAGGUCAGCAUCCAGCAUCACCCAUCAUCCCAUUUCGUCAUGUGGAGCUUACUAUAACUCCAGAACCUAUUACGGAGGCUGAACAUUCGACAACCCUGAAGAAGACUACAACUCCUCCCCCAAAGGACCUUGAGGUGACACUUGCACACCCAGAGCAGGUUCAGAGUCAGCAUCCAAACCUGACUGAAGUCACAGUUCCACCUAUGGACCUGGAACUUACUGUAACUGCAGGAUCCAGUGUGGAGACUGAACCUUCAACCACGCGAGACACCCCAACUCAGCCUCCAGAGGCACCUAAGGAGGUUGUAGUUCAAUAUCCAUUCCAGCAGGAAGUGACAGUUCCAACUCCAAGUAAGGAUCAAGGUCAGCGUCCAGCAUCACCCAUCAUCCCAUUUCGUCAUGUGGAGCUUACUAUAACUCCAGAACCUAUUACGGAGGCUGAACAUUCGACAACCCUGAAGAAGACUACAACUCCUCCCCCAAAGGACCUUGAGGUGACACUUGCACAUCCAGAACAGGUUCAGAGUCAACAUCGAAACCUGACUGAAGUCACGCUUCUACCUAUGGACCUAGAAAUUCCUGUAAGUCAGCAACCAGAGACAGGUUUUCCUCCAACAACUCAACAUUCUGUGGUGCAUUUUGUAAACUAUACCUCAGAAAAGGCAUACACAACUUUAACCUGGCAACCAGAACAGAAUGCCACCACAAACCUCAAAAUAUGUGAGCGUUGUACCUGCAAAGAUGAGACACUGUCGUGUGUUGGUCUCAGCCUACAGCAGAGGCUCCGCAGAGUGCCCGUGCCGGAGCCCGACACCUACAACGGCACCUUCACCAUCUUAAAUUUCCAAGGAAACUCUAUUUCUUACAUUGAUGAAAAUGUAUGGAAGGGAUACCGUUGGGCUGAGAAACUAAUUCUCAGUGAAAAUUAUCUGACCGAAUUACAUAAAGACACAUUUGAAGGCCUGCUAUCCCUCCAGUAUUUAGAUUUAUCCUGCAAUAAAAUACAAUCUAUUGAAAGACGUACAUUUGAAUCACUACCUUUUUUGCAGUUUAUAAAUCUUGGUUGCAAUUUACUCACCGAGCUGAGCUUUGGAACAUUUCAGGCCUGGCAUGGAAUGCAGUUUUUACACAAGCUAAUUAUCAGUCGGAACCCUCUGUCAGCUGUUGAAGAUUCCUAUCUUUUUAAGUUGCCAGCGUUAAAAUAUUUAGACAUGGGAUCAACACAGGUGUCACUUACAACAGUUGAGAGCAUCCUCAUGAUGACCCUUGAAUUGGAAACACUGAUAUUACCCAGCCGUAUGGCCUGCUGUCUCUGCCAGUUUAAAAAUACUAUUGAGGUUGUCUGUAAGACAGUCAAGCUACAUUGUGACAGUACAUGUCUGACAAAUGGCACACGUUGUGAUCAGGAAGUAUACCUAAGGAAUGCAGAAGGAUCAUUCAUGAAGGUAUUGAAAGCUCGAAAGAAGAGCGCCAGCACGGAGCUGACUAUUGAGCCAGAGAAGGCAUCCUCAGACAUAGAUCGUGUCAGUUUGUCAGCCUUUAUGAAUGAGCAGCUAGACUUCAAUGACGAAAGUGAUGUCAUUAGUGCACUGAGUUACAUAUUGCCUUAUUUCUCGGAGGGCAAUCUAGAAGACGUAGAAUCGACGCUGUUACCGUUCAUUAAACUUCUGUUUUCAAAUGUGCAAGAGGGAGACAAGCCCGUGGGUCACUCGAUGAAUGACACAGGGGACCCGUCUCUUAAACCUGGAUCCAACAAUUCAACUUACAAGAAUAAACUGAGAAAACUCUACUUUCUGGAAAAUUUGUUAGAUGCAGAAAUUCAGGAAAAAAUUGAUGAGGUGAAAAACAAAGAAAAAACGGCCAUGCUUAUACAUUCCAGCCUUUUAGGUCCCAAGUUUAAACGUCAAAUCUUUCCAAAGAAAUUGGAAACUGCCCAACCGCAGGAGAAGAGCCUAGAUGAAGUUGAGAGUGUGGGGAAAAAGUUCCUGAGAGUGAACAAGGUCAUCAAGGGCCCAAAGGGCAUAUGGAAAAGGCACUUAAAAGAACUGAGACGUCAGAACAUCCAGAGGAAACAGAACGCCCAGCCGUCUGUGGAGAACAUGGCCAAGGAAAGAAGGCUCAGGAGACCAUCCCCAGGGGAGCUUCACGUGGCGCACAGGCCCAGCAAAUUAGUGGGAAGCUCCUUCAACACAGAGCCUUCGUUCGUAGAGGAGCCCAAGGCAGCGGUCUCUUCUUUCCUGAAGCAAUACUCUUUGGGCAGGCCUUCUGCCACCCCCGCUCCAAAAUCCCCACCUGACGUGAAAAAAAAAUCAAAAGACUUAAUGUACAGCAUUUUUCUUAUACAAGAUGCAAAUGCUAGAGUUAGAAAUAUGAAGGCUUCCGGACCAGCCUCACACCCCAGAAAAACACACCGCUUUCAUAAAAGUCGCUCCCGUGUGGUCCACAGAACACCCAAGGCCAAACUGAAUCGAAAGUCCAGAAAGGAAAGUUCACUCAGUAAUAGACAGCUGCUUGCAAAGAGGCCUCCAUCCUCUGCAGUCAGGAGCCUCAUAAAUUCCCCUUCACGAGAGGAUUUUUCAUCUCCGGGAGAACUGAGUCCUCAGAAAAAUCCUUUUCCAGAAUUAUUUGCUCCUUCAGGAACUUACAGAGAAAACACUACUGUAGAGAACACUACUGCCCAAAAUGUUUCUGACGAAAAUAUUUCUACAGGAAACACUACUGUGCCAGAACAAACCCUCCCUGAAUUCACAAACCGUAAGAAUCUUUCCACUGCUAAUUCUACUGUUACUGCAGACAACUCUAUGCCGACCGUUAAACAAACCAAUGAUACACAAUGGGAAUACCACAAUGCGGGCACUGGCUUGCCCCCAAAAGCCACAGGCUUCCCUGUGUCAAAGCUCUCGUCCUCAGGUGAUCUGUUUGAAAUUCAGUUAAACCAGCAGCUACAGUCCCUCAUCCCCAACAAUGACGUGAGAAGCCUCAUUUCUCAUGUUAUCCGGACUUUGAAAAUGGACUGCUCUGAGACCCACAUGCAGCUGGCCUGUGCCAAGCUCAUCUCCAGAACAGGCCUCCUGAUGAAGCUUCUCAGCGAGCAGCAAGAAGUAAAGAUGUCCAAGGCAGAGUGGGAUACGGACCAAUGGAAAAAUGAGAAUUAUAUCAAUGAGAGCACAGAAGUCCAGAGUGAACAGAGAGGGCAGGAGUCCAGGGAGCUCACAAAAGAAGUUCCAGGCUAUGGCUAUAACAACAAACUCAUCUUGGCAAUAUCUGUGACUGUAGUAGUGAUGGUUUUGAUCACAGUUUUCUGUCUCAUUGAGAUUCAUUCUCAUAGAGCAGCAGCCAAGGAAGGUAAAGAAGGAAGCUCAAGGGGCUUCUUUGGAUCUCUGCUGCGUAAGAGAUGCUCAAAGGAAAGUGACAGUCAGGAGGGCUUUUUCUGGAGAAGGCGGCCACUUUGGCUUAGGGACAUGUACAGACCUCUCAAUGCCACACGCAAGAAAAACAUGGCACAGAAGCUGCACGACAAGGAUUCUUCUGAUGAAGAUGAGAUUUUCCACAUGGAACUAGGGGAGCCUGGCAAAGCCAGAGCAGAGAAGGCUCAGGCCACAGAUUCCACUACUGAAGAGCUGGGUGACGAGAGUGAGACACUAUGUGAGGUUGUCACAGAGUGAACGCCGUCCUGCCUCAGGCCACCUACAAAGUUUACUUUCCGAUACUGGCUUCUCAGCAUUGCUUAUAAAAGACUUGUUUUUCUCAUAUUGAAACGUAUAGAUCCAUAACCAAUUCUAGCCACGUGGUAAGGAACUAAAACGUAAACAGUUAAAUAUUUAUCUACAGACAACAGGGGCCACAGGCCAGAGAAGCAGGACUGAAGCCAGAGUCCCUCGUGGUAGCCAGUAUUUCCACAAGACACAGUACGGGCCAAGUAGGGUGAAUGGGGCGUCUUUCCCUCGCUUCCCUGAUACAGUCAGUCUCUGGAAACUGGAAAACGUAUCUUCAAGGGGCUUAGACUAUUAAGUGAAUUAACAGCUUAUUCUGGUGCUCUCUCCCCUGGCUCACCAAAUACCAGUUAUUCACAACGUGCUUGACCCCCUGCCCGUAGAGGAUCAUCUCUUUCUGGCCCCUCCGUAAGGUCUUUGGGGUUGCCAGAAAAUUUGGAUCGCUGAGCCUACCUCCACUGUCGGGCUGAGGCCUGUCUUUCUUCCCAAGAGCUCAAACUCAGACGCAAAAUGUGUAGUUGGAAGUAGGGUGUUCCUCAACCUUACAAGCUAGUAGAUAGUUCCCAUUGGGUUUUUUUGUUUGUUUUCUUUACAAAAAAAAAAAAGUCCCCACCCUCAGAGAGCUGGCAGGGAGAUGCUGGAGGGUUAGAGUAAAGAAUGUGUGAGAGCAGUAAUUACCCAGGACUGCCCUGCUCAGGCCUUUAUUUCAGAAAACUUAUUGGUGGGGGCACUUACUGGUCACCUGUACCACACUAGCCUCUGCCGACCCCACUGAGGGUCGGAUGCGUGCGGCUGGGCUCUCUCCAGUUCAGCCCAGCACCACACCUACCACUGCUUUCCUACCCAGCUCGGAUCAGGGCCGCACGAUUGCAAGAGAUAAUGCAGCACAACGUGCAGAAGACGCAAACAUCCCUCCACUUCUGCAGAGGAGGGCGUUAACCAGUCACAUUUGGGAUGUUGGGAGGAGUCGGGGUGCCUGGGUGGCUCAGUCCGUUGAGCAUCCGACUUUGGCUCAGGUCAUGACCUCAUGGUGUGGGAGUUUGAGCCCUGCAUUGGGCUCUCUGCUGUCAGCACAGAGCCCACUUCAGAUCCUCUGUCUCCCUUUCUCUCUAUCCCUCCCCCCAGCUCACACACUGUCUCUCAAAAAUAGAUAAACAUUAAAAAUAAUGCAGUCAUCUAUACUUUCUGAGUAAAUGAAUGACAGAUUUUAGAAAAAGGACGUCAGAGUCAAAAUACAGUAGUGAAUAAAAGAAAUCCUGAAUGAA
Messenger RNA from Prionailurus viverrinus (fishing cat), 10173 nucleotides. Its product is annotated as RAD52 motif-containing protein 1-like. Gene Ontology annotation, cellular component: nucleolus. The transcript is spliced from 20 exons. Gene Ontology annotation, molecular function: protein binding; RNA binding. Lineage: Eukaryota; Metazoa; Chordata; Mammalia; Carnivora; Felidae. Bases 1355 to 8860 code for a protein of 2501 amino acids. The record is from RefSeq and is a predicted model, not a curated record.